Molecule: messenger RNA, 1358 nt
Organism: Spathaspora passalidarum NRRL Y-27907
Lineage: Eukaryota; Fungi; Ascomycota; Pichiomycetes; Serinales; Debaryomycetaceae
Gene: PTH1
Product: putative phosphatidate cytidylyltransferase
Exons: 2
Coding region: 44-1315 (423 amino acids)
Biological process (GO): CDP-diacylglycerol biosynthetic process; cardiolipin biosynthetic process
Cellular component (GO): mitochondrion
Molecular function (GO): phosphatidate cytidylyltransferase activity
Source: RefSeq, a predicted model, not a curated record
CACACACACACACUUGCAUAUCCAACAUAAUUAGAGAUUGAGCAUGCUCACACGAUGUUAUAUUUCACCAAUCAAACAUCAAUAUAAACUACAGUUGAUUAAACCAACUACCACUCCUCCUAUAACAUUUGCUCCUUCAACAACACCAUAUUCAGACAAGUACUACCAGCCAAUUAUUUCAGAAGGCAGUUCUGGGUUCAGCAAAUUAAUUAUCCCCAAGGAUUUCCGUGCAACUAAUCAAGAAUUAACUCCUGAUGAAACAUUUAUAAACAGACAGCAUGAGUUGGAAGAGAUUGUCAAGACAUUCAAUGCACCAAUUGACGUUUCUAUUGGGUAUGGAUCAGGUAUUCUACCACAGGAUGGAUAUGAUUUGCCGAAGGUUAGUGGAACUUCUGCUCCUGCAAGUAGUACUAGUAGUGGUGGUAGUAGCACCACCACCACCACCACCACCACCACCACCAGCAGUAGUCAACAAUUAGAUUUCAUUCAUAUUGUUCCUGAUAGCCAUGAGUUCCACCGAGUCAAUCUUCAACAAAAUCGCAGUCAUUAUUCAUUCAAACUGUUGCUGAUAAUCAACUUUAUCCAAGGAACAGGAAUAUACUUUAACCCAUUCAUAUCGAUAAAUAACAAGUUAAUCAAGUAUGGCAUAAUAUCUACCGAGAAUGCGUUACUUGAUCUAUGUGACUGGAAUUCGCUUUAUUUUGCAGGAAGAUUGCAGAAACCCGUGAAUAUCAUUGAAGAUCAAGAUACGCGUAUAAAGUUUCUUAAUCAGUAUAAUUUAAAGAAUGCAAUGACAGUUUCGAUAAUUCUUAUUCAAAAGGGUCAGUUUACCGAAUUGGAGUUAUACGAACAAAUCACCCGACUUUCAUACUUGGGAGAUUUCAGAAUGAAAAUUGGAGGAGAGAAUCCAAACAAGGUAAAGAAUAUUGUCAAUAAACAAUUUACCCACUUCAAGAAACUUUAUGAGCCAAUAUUACAGUUUUUCAUUCAUAAUAAUUACUUGAUUAUACUCGACAAUGACCCGGUGAACAAAACAUUCAAGAAAAAUCUCAACACCAACAAUAAGAUUAGAUUAAUAAGUACAUUGCCACACCAAUUUAGAAACCAGUUGUAUCAGCAAUAUUAUGACAAAUCAAUCAAAUAUAUUGCCAAGGAUAAUGACUUGCCUAAACAUAUCACCAAGAUCAUAAGCCGUACUAUACAAAUAAGUUCGAUCAAACAAGCUAUCCGAGGGGUGUUUACGGCAGGGUUAUUUAAAUCGGUAAAGUAUGCCUGGGCGAAACAGGUUAAGUAUUGGCAAGGGAAAAAGACAUAGCAUGAUCAUGUAUAUAGUGUAAUAUAUUUCCGCCGUUAUAACU